Molecule: messenger RNA, 1905 nt
Organism: Mus caroli (Ryukyu mouse)
Lineage: Eukaryota; Metazoa; Chordata; Mammalia; Rodentia; Muridae
Source: RefSeq, a predicted model, not a curated record
GUGGGCAAUGGGACCCACUCAGGGAGGCGGCAGCUAGUGUCAAUGUCAGCUGAGAGCAUCCCUACAAGGUUCCCUCACCCAAGCUCUUGGAACGCGCAGGCCGUGGUUUGUCCUAAGAUUCCUGUAUAUCCCAGCUAAGGAGCACCAUGGAGGAGCAACAUCAGGAAGCUGGGAAUGAGAGUAAGCCUUCCUCCACAUCAGUGGAUCUGCAGGGGGACAGUCCCUUACAGGUGGAGAUUUCUGAUGCAGUGAGUGAGCGGGACAAGGUGAAGUUCACUGUUCAAACCAAGAGUGGCCUCCCUCACUUUGCCCAGUCUGAGUUCUCAGUGGUUCGCCAGCACGAAGAGUUCAUCUGGCUACAUGACACCUAUGUGGAAAACGAAGAGUACGCCGGCCUCAUCAUUCCCCCAGCCCCUCCCAGGCCAGACUUUGAGGCUUCAAGGGAAAAGCUGCAGAAGUUGGGUGAGGGCAACAGUUCCAUCACCCGGGAAGAAUUCUCCAAGAUGAAGCAGGAGCUAGAAGCGGAGUACUUGGCCAUCUUUAAGAAGACUGUUGCGAUGCACGAAGUCUUCCUGCAGCGCCUGGCAGCCCAUCCCACCCUACGUCGGGACCACAACUUCUCCGUCUUCUUGGAAUAUAGCCAGGAUCUGAGUGUUCGAGAGAAGAACAGGAAGGAGGUCUUGGGAGGGCUCCUGAGGAGCAUCGUCAGGUCUGCAGAUGAAGUCCUCAUCACCGGCAUAUCAGGGCUCAAGGAGGUAGAUGCCUUCUUUGAGCAUGAGAGGACCUUCCUACUAGAAUACCACACCCGAAUCCGAGACACCUGCCAGAGGGCCGACCGUGUUAUGCACUCCCACAAGUGCCUGGCAGACAACUAUAUCCCUAUCUCUGCUGCACUGAGCAGUCUCGGAACCCAGGAGGUCAACCAACUCAAGAGGAGCUUCCUGAAGCUGGCAGAGCUCUUUGAACGGCUGAGAAAACUGGAAGGCCGGGUAGCCUCUGAUGAGGACCUGAAGCUGUCUGACAUGCUGAGAUAUUACAUGCGAGACUCACAGGCAGCCAAGGACCUGUUGUACCGGCGGCUUCGGGCACUGGCUGACUACGAGAAUGCUAACAAGGCACUGGACAAAGCUCGGACUAGGAACCGAGAAGUACAGCCAGCAGAGAGCCACCAACAGCUGUGCUGCCAGCGCUUCGAGCGCCUCUCGGACUCCGCCAAACAAGAGCUCAUGGACUUCAAGUCUCGCCGGGUCUCCUCUUUCCGUAAGAAUCUCAUUGAACUGGCGGAACUGGAGCUCAAGCACGCCAAGGUGAGUGCUCACUGCCUACUCCGCCAUGAGCUCCUCUGCUGCUCCCACCCCCUUUCCCCAAGGUAUGGGGGUGCCCCCAGUGAUGAGGGGGCAGCAGUAUACAGCCAAGCCCGAGGGUCAAGGCAACGCUCUUCUGAGGCCCGUGGUUUUUUGCCCUUCUCUUCCUUGGGUGGUAGGAGGGGAGCCCGAAGGCUGAGGAAUGGCUACCAUAGUAGCAGCCUCAAGGAACGGAGGUCUUUUUUCCUGCAGGCCAGCACCCUGCUUCUUCAGAAUGCCCUUGUUGCCCUUAAGGGGGAGCCGUAGUGAAAGCAGACUUCACUGCCAGCUGUCCUCAGUCUCCUGCCCUCUCCCUAUAAGAGGCUCUCCUUUCCUACCAUGGCGGCCAUCUGCCACACCCUUAAUCUUCCUUGGGCAAACCCAGACCCCAAAGCAGUUGGCUCUGCCUGACAGGGAAGCAUGGGGGGGGGGGAGGUAAGCAGAGUUCUAGGGACCCUAGCCCUCUCUACAGCAGGCUGUCAAAGCUCGACCUCCAUCCUGCCACUGGCUUUAGAAGAGUUCACUGGCACCGCCCCUCACAAAUAAACAGCCGUUUACUGCC